AUGGCCGGGCUCAGCAGACUGUUCGGUGCAGUAUCUUCUCUCAUCUCAACGACAAAGGAAUGUCCCAUUGCCCGGAAAUCGACCAUACUUCGAGCGUCUCAAUCACCAGGUGCUUCCUCCUCCCCUGCCUCAUCGAUCCGCACAAAUUCAACUCUAGUGACCCGGCCGACGCUCCAGCCGGCUCUCAAACAAGCAAGCAGGGGCACAAGAGGCCUACCCAAGAUUCCUAGCUCAAAGGCCUUAGGGAUGUUGAAUUCGGAAGAAAAUCACUACCUGGUAACGUUUCUUGUGGGCAAGAAGUACAAAUUAAUGGUCGAUGAUCAAGUCACCCUGCCUCACAUCAAGGAUCUCAAGGUGGGCGACUUAAUCAGACUGACGAGGAUCACCGAGGUGGGCUCGCGAAAUUUCACCAUCCGAGCCGCCGGUAACGGGACCGUCGGCCAUGCCAAGCGAGAGACCCUCUCUCCCGCAGCGUCGAAGACCUUGAACUCGAAGGCCAAGAAACUCGGCAUGGAUCCGUCUGAGCUCAGUCGGGAGUCCAGGACAGUCUGCUUCAAACCCGAAAUCCCACAUUAUCUUGACGAGAAUCUCGUCCAUGCUUCCGCUAUCGUUGUCGAACAUACUCGUGGGAAGAUGAGCACAGUGAUCAAAAAGAAGAGAAGGAAAGGAUACCGGAAAACGAUCAAGAAUAAACCUUACUAUACCAGGAUUCGUCUCUGUGAGAUCAAGAUCCCAACCAUCCAAACCGAAGCUAUUCACCCGGAGACCCUAUGCAUAUCAGCCGACGCUUCUCUUCAAAACCCUUGA
This is a messenger RNA of Puccinia triticina, 807 nucleotides long. RefSeq lists its product as uncharacterized. Bases 1 to 807 code for a protein of 268 amino acids. Lineage: Eukaryota; Fungi; Basidiomycota; Pucciniomycetes; Pucciniales; Pucciniaceae. The transcript is spliced from 3 exons. Gene Ontology annotation, molecular function: structural constituent of ribosome. Gene Ontology annotation, cellular component: mitochondrial large ribosomal subunit; ribosome. The record is from RefSeq and is a predicted model, not a curated record.